Cyphellophora attinorum is the source of this 1005-nucleotide messenger RNA. RefSeq lists its product as uncharacterized. Lineage: Eukaryota; Fungi; Ascomycota; Eurotiomycetes; Chaetothyriales; Cyphellophoraceae. The coding region runs from base 1 to 1005 and encodes 334 amino acids. The transcript has a single exon. The record is from RefSeq and is a predicted model, not a curated record.
AUGGCAUUCGCCUAUAACCCCGACCCACCAGCACACCUCCACAGCACCACCCGCUUGACCCACGCCCAAGCACACACCUUCCUCAAGAACUACUUGUCCACGGCCGACAGCAACCCAGCCUACCGACCCGACGCCGUCCUGACCGAGCGAGGUCCUGUCUCUAACAGCGCUGGCGCUGUUACAUCCAGCGAUGGAUCGGGUGGGGGUGAUCUGACGCUCACGAACUUGGGGAGGGUGCUGAAGGGUAUGGCAGGAACUCGCGUCGGCGGCGCAGAGUUCAAAGCUUCACUCGAGGAAGCAAGGUCUUUCAACAAAGGGAAGCGGAAGGCGCCUGACGCCGCUGUGUCUGCAACGCUCGCUUCAGCAGAACAACGAAACAGCAAUGAAAAACGGAACGACGGUGAUUCCAAUGGACCUUCACCAGCGAAGCGCCCCAGACAAGAGACCAGGGCUGACUCUAACGACAACGACGAGCCCAUCAUCGUCGAGGAGCCAACAGCAGAAGAGCCACAACCUGAUGACGCAGAACAAGGCUGGCAAGACAAAGACGACUACGAGAUGGCACAGGACGACCUGGUCGUUCCAGAAGCGGAGGCUGAUGACGCGCAGCCGGCUGUGGGCGGGAACACUACGAGUGGCGAGAUGCUGAGUUUGGCGGAGGAGGUUCUAAUUAAGAGCGUGAAGGCGGGUGUCACUACAACGGGCAGGCGAGCUGAUGUUGAGGACUCUGAUGACGGACGUGAAGAAGCCAAGCGGCGGAAGGCUGGGUCGAAGAAGGAGAGGAACAAACAGCAGAAUGGCCCUAAGCUGAUCCCAGAGACUGAAAAUGCAGCGUCACCAGAAAAAUCGCCAAGGCGAACAGAGUCAGAAAGCGCAAAGCCAUCAGCGACAAUCGACACAGGCAAGUCUCUGGACAAGGUCGAGCGCAAGAGGAUGAAGAAGCUGAAGAUGGACGCGGAGAAGAAGCAACGGCAGCAGGAGCGGCUUGCUACAAAGAAGCCCUGA